ACUAGCUAUAUCGCAAUGCCUCGUAAUGCGUGAAGAAGAGAAGAAGAAGUCGAUGAAGAAAAUAUGAAGAGAAGGCGAUGGAGAAAGCCAUCUAAAGAUGUACCGGAGAAAGAAGAAGAGGAGAAAGGUGGGAGUGGUGGUGAAUUUAUGGGGGAAGCGGAAAAGGAUCAGGGAGAAACUGAAGAGCAAAACAGAGGUAAAAGGCGGCGUAAAACCCAGCGAGGAAGAGGAGGAGGAGGAGAAGGAGAUAGAGGAGGCGGCCCAAAACCGAACAGAAUGCUCAAGGAUGAUAAUGGUAUUUUAAUUGAGUCCAAUAUGUGUCAUCAGUGCCAGAGAAAUGACAGAGGAGAGGUUAUUCGCUGUACCAUGUGUAAGACGAAGCGAUAUUGUCUCCCCUGCAUACAUUCUUGGUAUCCUGGUGUUCUGAAAGAGGCUUUUGCAGAGUCAUGUCCAGUUUGUCGCAAGAAUUGCAACUGCAAAGCAUGCUUACGCAUGGAGAUGCCAAUAAAACACAAGGAGAAAUUAGAAUUGGAAUUCAGUGCUGUAGAAAAGAUGGAGUACUCAAAAUACAUCCUACAGCUGCUUCUCCCUUUCCUGAAACAGGUCAAUGAAGAACAGAUGAUGGAGAAGAGGAUAGAGGCAAAGCUUAAAGGUGUUCUCAUUUUGUUUGCAGAAGCUCUGAGAUUCUGUUCUCCAUACUUGCCAGUUUUAGAGAUCAAGGUAGAGCGAGCAAACUGCCAGAUGAAUGAGAGAAUUUAUUGCGACAACUGCAAAACUUCUAUUGUUGAUUUUCACAGAAGCUGCCCCAAUUGUGCUUUUGAGCUUUGUCUGCGUUGUUGUCAAGAGCUUAGGGAUGGCUGUCUGCAAGGGAGUGAUGAGGGAAAUACUGUGGAAUUUAUUGAUCCGGGGCCAGAUUACUUGCAUGGUGUCGAGACAUGUCCUGUGAUGGGUUCAACUAAGAGCGGAAUGUGUGCUAGACAGUCUCGAACUAAAAUUGAUACCGGGAUGAUUUGCAAUGCAGAAAUUGAGAAUGCUUCUGUGGAUGAUUUGGCCUUAGUUAGCCAAUGGAAAUCCAAUAAAGAUGGUAGCAUUCCCUGCCCUCCCUCUGAACUUGGUGGUUGUAGUCAGGGAUUUUUGGAACUGAAGUGCUUGAUUUCAGAGAAUGAGGUUCCUGAGUUGCUUGUGAGAGCAGAGAAAAUGAAAAAAGAAUUGAAACUUGAAGAUGUUCCUGCAAUUUCUAAGAAGUGGUGUUCUUGUUUACAAUUUGCAGAUGGACCCAAUGUUAGCUGUGGUAACUUGCGUAAAGCAGCUUCUCGUCAAGAUUCUCGGGACAACUUUUUGUACUGUCCAAAAGCUGUGGAACUCCAGCCUGAGGAUCAGAAGCAUUUCCAAUGGCAUUGGAUGAACGGUGAACCUGUAAUUGUCAGGAAUGUUCUUGAUACAACAUUGGGUUUGAGCUGGGAACCAAUGGUGAUGUGGCGUGCUUUUCGCCAGAUUAAAAAUGUUAACCAUCCAGUGCUGUUGGAUGUGAAUGCUAUAAGUUGCUUAGAUUGGUGUGAGGUUGAUAUUAGUGUACACCAGUUCUUUCGAGGUUACUCCAUGGCUACCUUUGACAGUUAUGGAUGGCCACGGAUUUUAAAGUCGAAAGAUUGGCCUCCAUCUAGUUUAUUUGAGGAGCAGUUACCUCGUCAUAAUGCUGAGUUUAUUAAUUGCUUGCCUUUUAAGGUUUAUACUCAUCCACAUGGUGGGUAUUUAAAUCUUGCUGGCAAACUUCCGAAAAAUUUUUUGAAGCCAGACAUGGGGCCAAAAACAUAUAUUGCGUAUGGAUUUGCUGAAGAACUUGGGCGUGGAGACUCUGUUACCAAGCUUCACAGUCAUAUGUCUGAUGUGGUGAAUUUGCUGACUCAUACUAAAGCAGUUGACCUACAACCUAAAGAGCUUUUGAAAAUUGAAAAAUUGAAACAGAAACAUGCUGCACAGGAGGAAAGAGAGCUAUGCAGAGAUGGAAAGACAUCUACCAUGCGAGAUGAGGCUGAGAAGGGAGGGAUGGAGAAUGGAGACAACACAGAUAAUGGAGAAGUUAAUCAUAAGACUAGGCCUAUUAAUACUAGUGCCAGUGGCAACGAUGUGAAGGAAGGUGAUAUAAGGAUGAGAGGAAGAAGCAAAGGAAAGAAUAAUAAAGCUGAAAAUGUUGAGAGAAAUAAUCUGAUUGAUGCUGCAAAUGUUGAUCAGGAAAAUCAAAAUUCUCCAAUCUCACUGGAAGUUCAGAGAAGUCGUGAUAUUGAGCUUGAAUUUGUGGAUGUGCAAAGUACAGUUGAAUCUGAUGAAACAAGUAGAGGGGGAAAAUUGGAUGAGUGGAAAAGGGAAGAAAUUGUUGAAGUGUUAAGAAACAAUGUAGCAGAUGUGGACAGUGGUGCUUUGUGGGACAUAUUCAGGAGGCAAGAUGUGCCUAAAUUAGAACAAUAUCUGAUGAAACACUUUAAGGAAUUCAGGCAUGUCUGUUGUCGUCCACUAGAACAGGUGGUUCACCCAAUACAUGAUCAAACUAUAUACUUAACCAUGGAACAUAAGAGGAAGCUCAAAGAGGAAUACGGUAUUGAACCAUGGACUUUCAUUCAAAAACUAGGUGAUGCUGUUUAUGUACCUGCUGGCUGUCCGCAUCAAGUCAGAAAUUUGAAGUCUUGCAUAAAGGUUGCCCUUGACUUUGUCUCACCUGAAAAUGUUGGUGAGGGUUUCCGUAUGACUGAAGAAUUCCGUGUACUUCCUCAGAACCAUAGAGCAAAGGAAGACAAGUUGGAGGUCAAGAAAAUGACAUACUACGCAAUGAGGGAAGCCGUCCUUGAUUUGGAGAAUAGUUAAUGGAAGCGGAUCUCUGCAUGAUUCUGCAUAUUUCGAGCGAACGACAGCUUUGUUAGCUUGUGGAGGCAUCGUUUUGAAUCUAUUGUAUAUUUGUGACGCUAAAGAUUGAUAUUACUGAUGCUAGUCAUAGAAAUCAUAUUUAGUAAUGAUGUUUUGUAACUAACCUUCUUUUGUCAAAUUCCAUCGGGUUUAAUAUAUUGCUGUAACAUUUUCAGAGCUGGUUUUUCUGGGUGCAAAUUGCACGGCUUAAAA
Molecule: messenger RNA, 3111 nt
Organism: Coffea arabica (coffee)
Lineage: Eukaryota; Viridiplantae; Streptophyta; Magnoliopsida; Gentianales; Rubiaceae
Product: lysine-specific demethylase JMJ27
Biological process (GO): regulation of transcription by RNA polymerase II
Cellular component (GO): histone deacetylase complex; chromatin
Molecular function (GO): transcription coregulator activity; histone H3K9 demethylase activity; chromatin DNA binding
Source: RefSeq, a predicted model, not a curated record